Molecule: messenger RNA, 4366 nt
Organism: Onychostoma macrolepis
Lineage: Eukaryota; Metazoa; Chordata; Actinopteri; Cypriniformes; Cyprinidae
Gene: slc5a3a
Product: solute carrier family 5 member 3a
Exons: 2
Coding region: 365-2407 (680 amino acids)
Biological process (GO): transmembrane transport; myo-inositol transport; inositol metabolic process
Cellular component (GO): plasma membrane
Molecular function (GO): D-glucose:sodium symporter activity
Source: RefSeq, a predicted model, not a curated record
GUGCAUCAUAAUAAUGCAUAUGGGAUUUGCAUCGCUAUUUGCAAUGGUAUGCCAUGAUACAAGCAUUUUAAGGGACAUUUCGUGGUUUAAGUACCUUGGAGCACGCUGUUACGUCCAUCUGAUAGCAUCACUGUGGUACUACACCGGAAUUCACAUUGCUUGCGAAAAAGCCGCGGGUGGGCGGAACGGAUAAGAGCUCGGGUUUGAUGACGUCAUGGGCGCGCGCGGGGGGAGUAAAUGGAGGCGAUAACUGUCUCCUCACACACCGUUACAAGUGCAUUGCAUCUCUGCUUUUUAAGACUUCGAAUUCAUUGCUAUAUGUGGCCCACCGAAUGGUAUAUCUCGUUCCACCAACAAUUAAAAAAUGGCAUCAACAAUGGAAGCAGCAGAUAUCGUUGUUGUUGCCAUGUACUUUGUUCUUGUCCUGGCCAUUGGCUUUUUUGCGAUGUGGAAGGCAAAUCGAGGUACUGUGAGCGGAUACUUCCUUGCCGGUCGUUCCAUGAACUGGAUGAUGAUCGGUGCAUCGCUGUUCGUGAGCAACAUUGGCAGUGAGCACUUCAUCGGCCUGGCUGGCUCAGGUGCAGCAAGUGGGUUUGCCGUAGGUGCUUGGGAGUUUAAUGCAAUUCUUCUGCUGCAGCUCCUGGGCUGGGUCUUCAUACCCGUUUACAUCCACUCAGGUGUGUACACCAUGCCGGAGUACCUCUCCAAAAGAUUCGGCGGGAAGCGGUUGAAGGUUUUCUUCGCGUCCCUAACUCUUCUCCUCUACAUUUUCACCAAGCUCUCAGUGGAUCUAUAUUCCGGAGCGCUCUUUAUCCAGGAAUCUCUGGGCUGGAACCUGUACAUGUCCAUAAUCCUGCUCAUCACCAUGACCGCCCUUCUCACGAUAACCGGCGGCCUGGUGGCGGUUAUCUACACGGACACUCUGCAGGCAUUCCUCAUGAUAUCGGGAGCACUAUGCCUGAUGGCUAUCAGUUUAGUUAAGGUCGGAGGUCUUGAGGGUUUACGCACCAAGUACAUGAGCGCCUCUCCCAAUGUCACUGCCAUUGUUCUCAAGAAUAAUUUCACCAACUUUAAUUCCUGCGAUGUGCAUCCUAAGCCAGAUUCGUUUAAGAUCUUAAGAGGUCCUUUGGACAAAGACCUGCCGUGGCCUGCUUUUCUUCUGGGCCAGACUCCAGCCUCAAUCUGGUACUGGUGCGCCGAUCAAGUCAUAGUCCAGAGAGUCCUGGCAGCCCGGAAUAUUGCCCAUGCUAAAGGGUCAACCCUGAUGGCAGGCAUCCUAAAAGUCUUACCAAUGUUUAUCAUUGUGAUUCCAGGGAUGAUCUCCCGUGUGCUCUUUGCUGAUGAGCUUGCUUGCAUCAGUCCAGAGCACUGUAUGCGAGUCUGCAACAGCAAAGCCGGUUGCACUAACAUCGCCUAUCCUCGCCUCGUCAUGAACAUCAUGCCCGUAGGUCUACGAGGUUUGAUGAUGGCGGUGAUGCUCGCUGCUCUCAUGAGUGACCUGGACUCGAUCUUCAACAGCGCCAGUACUAUCUUCACCCUUGAUAUAUAUAAGAUGGUGCGUCACCAGGCUUCCUCCAAAGAGCUCAUGGUGGUGGGACGCAUGUUUGUGGUCCUCAUAGUGGCCAUUAGCAUAGCCUGGGUCCCAUUUGUCAUUGAGAUGCAAGGUGGUCAGAUGUUCCUCUACAUUCAGGAGGUGUCGGAUUACCUCACUCCACCCAUUGCUGCACUGUUCUUGCUUGGCGUCCUUUGGAAACGUUGCAAUGAGACCGGUGCAUUCUGGGGUGGCAUUGUGGGCUUCUUGCUAGGAGCUGUAAGACUCAUUCUUGCCUUUGUUUAUAGAGAGCCGGACUGUGACACAACCGAUGACCGCCCUGCUUUCAUCAAGGAUGUUCAUUUCAUGUAUGUGGCGGCUGUGUUGUUUUGGGUUUCGGGGCUCGUGACAGUAGUCAUCAGUCUAUGCACAGAUCCACCGAGCAAGGAACAGAUUGCUACGACUACUUUGUGGGGACUGCGCAACAGGAAUCAAACCGAGAACAGCAAACUUCCUCAGCUUUCUGAUGAAACAAAAAAAGAGAAGACAAUGAAUGAAGUGGAAAUAAAACCAUCAUCUCAGGUUAUUCAAACAGGGCCUGAAAUACUUCCAGAUGGCCACUUGGAGUCUCAACAUACCCACAAACAACAGGACAUUGAUCAUGUAGGUGAAGAUAAGGGACGGUGUGUGAAAUGUUUGGAGUGGUUUUGUGGGUAUAAUACAAAUUUAGAGGAACCAGAUUCACCUUUUGGAGACGAAGACAGGAAUGUUACUGAAAUGCUCAAAGAACCUCCAAAAACCAAAAUUAUCCUCAAUCUUGGUCUCUUGUUAGUUUGCACACUUGGCAUUUUCUUGUUUGUAUACUUUUCUUUGUAAUAUAUAAUUUAUGUAUAAUGCAUAAUUUUAACUAUCGAUCUAUUUGAGUUUACAUCGCAAACAUGUUCUAUUGAUAUUCUUAUAGAUUAUUAUAAACCUAUAUAUCUACAGUGUAGUUAUGGUUGUAAUUUAUGUUUCUCAAUAGUGUUUUGCACUGUAGUAUUGCAUAAUGUACAACUCACAUUUUAAUGCCAAGUAUUAUUGAUUUUUAGUGCUGGCUGCCAACGCGCUGCCUAUACUGUGCAAUCACAUGUCAGACGUUCACAUUAUAUAUAAUUAAUACUCUAAAAGUAUUGAAUGUAAUUGCAUGUGACAUUUGAAAGGCCAAAAUCUAAAAAUAAGAAACAUCUUCAUAAGUUAAAAUGUGUAUGUUUUUUUUUUUUGUAAAGUCACACGUCACCUCCACAUUUAGUAUUGAUCAUAUCAAAACCACAUGAAUCAUUAACCACAUGGUUUUUCCUUUUAAGGAAUAUUCCUGGUUCAGAACCAGUUCAGCUCAGUUGACAGCAUUUGUGGCCUAAUGUUGAUUAUCACAACAUUUAAUCUCCACUUCUACUUUUUUCUUACUGUUGCAUCCCUACUUUUCUUGAAAAAUCUUGGUUAUGUUGGACCAUUUAACAGAACAAUAGAAGUGAAUGGUGCCAAAACUUUAGCCACCAGUUGUGCGUUAACAAAAAAAAACUUACAAACCAUUUUUAGGUAAAAACAAUGACUUUAACAGCUUUACAGAACAAUUUUCAUGUUUCUGCCUAAGUUUUUGAAUACGUUGGCCAUAUUAACUUCCAUUAUAAGUGCCUUAGUGUAACCUUGAUAUUUGCGUUUGUUUAAAUUUUUUAACUGAAAAUUAAAUACAAGAACGAGAUGAGUAAUUUUUUUUUUUUUCACUGUUUUCACAAAUGCGGUUGAUUGAGCUUGUAUUACUUGCUUAUAUUGUUUUGUCUUAUUGUGCAUUUGUAACUCCAUUAGAGUAAUGUAGGUUAAAUUCAACAGUCUGUGAACUGACACUGUGUAAGUCAAUCUCGCCACUGAAAACAUCUCUACUCACCGCUGACCCCAUUAAAAAAACCAUAGUACUUUUUUGGUUUUGUUUGUUAAUGCGUGUUUGUCAUUCUUUAAUGUCACUGGAAUUAUGUGGGAUAAUAAAAAAAAACUCUUGUUCAAAUAAUAAAACAUUCAAAUAUUUAACUCUCCGACCUGAAAAUGUACACGUUCCCAGUCCAUGUUAGCAUAGCAACUGAAAAAAAAUCAUUUUGGCGUCUCUCUCUCUGGCGCUUUUGUAUUUACUUGGCUUGCGUCUUUCAUAGCUGGUUAGUUUUUAGCAGUAAGGUGGUGAGUAUUUCUGUAUUCAGGUCUUUGUGGUUUUGUUUCUUUGGAAACUCACCCUAUGUAGAUGAAGAUUUUUUUUUUUUUUAAUUACUUUGCGUAUGUGACCUUACAUGACAUUUUUAUGCCAACAGAGUUUGGUAUGAAAUGCCACACAGUUCUCUUGCUCUGUAUUUGUAUAGGUUUGUUGAGUUUACAUUUUUAGACAGGUUUCCCCUGUCUGCAGAGCUAGGUUUAUUAAUGUCACUUACGCGACAAUCUACUAGUCAAGUUGACUUGGGUUCAAACUUUGGCUAAGUACAGGUCAAUUGUGGUUUGGAAGUAUCAAGGCCAGCGUGUGUGAAUGUGUAUGUGUGUUUACAGGCAACUCUGAAUUCCCAGAAGUAAGAGGGAUGUACUUUUUACUUUUACUUCUUAGAAACUACUGUUUUAAUUAGCUGUCACAAUUAUGCAUUCCAUAUUUCUCAUUGUUAACAUAACUAGUUUUCAAAUGCUUUCAUACUGUUGUCUGAUUUCAUAAUCACUGUGCAGAACGUAUAUACAGGUGCAUCUCAAUAAAUUAGAAUGUCGUGGAAAAGUUCAUUUAUUUCAGUAAUUCAACUCAAAUUGUGAAACUCGUGUAUUAAAUAAAUUCAA